AUGACCAUGACAACAUAUGACAAGGUCAAGACCAUUGGAGAUACAACAUUUUUUGAUAUACAAUUAGACGCAUACCGUGAAGAAAUUUAUACGCGAGAGGAAAUUUGCGAUAAUAUACUGACAAUGAUAAUAACGGGUAGUGACACAAUCAGUACUACGAUAAAUUUUGUUAUUUUUGUAUUGGCAAAUUUCCCCGAUAUACAGGAAAAAGCAUAUAAAGAAUUAUUGGAAAUUUAUGGCACUGGAACUGUAAAAUCUGUACCAGUUAAAUACGACCAUUUGAAAAAAAUGCAAUAUUUGGAUCGAGUUAUUAAGGAAACAAUGAGAAUUUUCCCUACUGUUCCUAUAAUUGGACGAGAAACAUCAGAAGAUUUAAAAAUAGGGAAUGUAAUAAUUCCAAAAGGUGCAGAUAUUAUUAUAGCAAUUAUGAAAAUGCACCGAGACGAAAAGUAUUGGCCAAACCCAUUGGUGUUUGAUCCUGACAGAUUUCUUGAAGAAAGAAAAAAAGAUUGUUAUCUUCCCUUCAGUACUGGACCAAGAAACUGUAUAGGUGCGGAAUAUGCAAAAAGAUGUAUGAAGGUGAUGCUGUCAACGUUGAUUCGUACUUAUAAAUUCAAAAUCAAUAAUUAUUUUGAAUUAGAUAAAAUAAAAUUGACAUUUGACAUAGUAUUGUCUCCUAAAGAGCCUUUCAAAGUAAUAAUUGAAAAGCGAGCCAAAACAGUAUAGAACAGUAUAGAAUUUAUUA
Molecule: messenger RNA, 745 nt
Organism: Wasmannia auropunctata (little fire ant)
Lineage: Eukaryota; Metazoa; Arthropoda; Insecta; Hymenoptera; Formicidae
Product: cytochrome P450 4c21-like
Exons: 6
Coding region: 1-726 (241 amino acids)
Molecular function (GO): oxidoreductase activity, acting on paired donors, with incorporation or reduction of molecular oxygen; monooxygenase activity; heme binding
Source: RefSeq, a predicted model, not a curated record